Molecule: messenger RNA, 2735 nt
Organism: Medioppia subpectinata
Lineage: Eukaryota; Metazoa; Arthropoda; Arachnida; Sarcoptiformes; Oppiidae
Source: the annotation of a GenBank genome assembly
GAUGAAAGACUCGAUCAGACGUGUCAUCAGAUGUGAUGAAAUUGAAAUCUUCAGUCUUAUUGAGAGACAGGAGGAGAAGCCAUUGAUUCUUGACGUCAGAUAUUAUGCAAAAAGGAAUUCAUUGAUUCUUUCAUCAGUUUUUCUCAAUUCAGUGGUUCUUCAAAACCGAGCGAUUCUUGAGAGCGAGUUAGAGCUUAAUAUAACGCAAAUCGGAAUCAAUGAAUGUUUGGGAGAAGAGGGACACGAAUGCGAGUCAACGAGUUGUACGACUGAACACGUGUUGGACGAGUCGAGUGAUGUCCUUAUAAACGGAAACUACACUUCUUUGGUGGGCAUUAAUCUGCGGACAAAAGCCAACUGUGUUUGCGAUUACGAGCCGACCCGCGCUUCCCGGGACUCGUCGUGCGCUCACCACAAGUGUCUCAAUGGCGGCACUUGUGUCCAAUCAGACCAUUCAAACUACGUUAGGUGUGACUGUCCUCACGAUAUGGAUGGCCCGGAAUGUCAACUGAGGAGCCGGUCCUUCAACGGUGAGGGAUGGCUGUGGUUGAAGGGCUUCUCCCAAUGCAGUGAAUCUCAUAUAAGUUUGCAAUUCAUGACUCAAAUGUCAAACGGACUCAUCUUCUACUUCGGACCCCUAUCUCCACCUCCAGAGAGCUCUCCGUUUAAUACGAUUAUCACUGAUUUCAUGUCUCUUGAGUUGAGAAAUGGAAGGGCACGACUACUGUAUGAUUUUGGUUCGGGCGCUGAGGAGCUGAUGGUUCAAAGCCCUCAUCCGCUGAAUAACGGCGAAUGGCAUACAAUUGAUAUCAUGUUUGACACAAAGUCCGUGCGUCUAAUGAUUGAUCGGUGUAUCGAUAGUCUUAUAUAUGACACAAAAGUUGUCACAAUUGAUAGAAAUCGAUGCGAAAACAUGAGUUAUAUUCCCUUAUAUAAUGAAUUACUGAAUGUGAACGCACCCCUCCAGGUGGGAGGUGUCGCCCACCACUCGCUAGACAGGCAUUACAACUGGCGAUACCAACACACGACUCUCGGCUUCAACGGCUGCAUCAAGAAUAUCGUUCACAACGGCUUUCUAUACGAUAUGAAUAAUGUUCCGCAUUCUGUCAAUACAGCGCUCGGAUGUCCGGCCGGUGUUUCGACGUGUAAUCUGUUGGGCAAACAGUGCGUGAAUGGCCAGUGUUUGGGCUCAUACAACACCGCCCGAUGCGAGUGUAGGCCCGGUUGGCACGGAUUCAACUGUGAUGUGCCCACACAGACCAAGAUGUUUAAAGCCAGAAGUUUUGCUAAACUAAGCGUUUCCCUGGAUUUGAAUCCAUUCCAGACGUCUAUAUCUCUGCGCUUCCGUAGCCGUCAAUCGCACGCAGAGCUGAUCCGACUGUCAAACAGAGAUCGCAAACAGUAUUGCGUUAUCGAAAUACGCGACUCGAAGAUUAGGUUUCGCUUCAAUUUGAAUCGUUUGCAUGAAAUGCACGAAAAAGUUGUGUCACUUAAUUGGCUUGACGUGAGUGAUGGCCACUGGCAUGACGUCCGCGUCACCAGAUUUGGCGGAUCAGCUCUGAUGGCACUCGACGGCGGAGGCGUUAAGAGGAUCGCCACGAUUACGGACUUUAACGCAACGGAUCAGUUGCUAUACUAUGACAAGAGUAAUGUUGUGGUCGGCGGUGAUGUUCAUUAUCUGGGCGUUGGGGCCAAUGUUGUCAACAAUGAUUUCGCUGACGUAUAUACCUCUGGCCGAGAAUUCAUCCGAGAUAUCAUCAAUAGUGGAAUGGCGUCAUGUGAUCGAUGGCUGUCUUUCCAACAAUCCCUUUGUCCGAAAGGAUACAGAAUGACAGCCGACGCGACCAACUGUACGAAAGACACGGAAUGCACUCGUAAUGCAUGUAAUGGCAAAUGCGGUCAGCAUUCAGAGGACCCGGCGCUCAGCUAUCAGUGUCAGUGUCCGCACAAUGAGUGCAACAAUUUGUCUGAACACUACUUCCAGCUCAACACUACAGCCAUUGCUGCCAUUACUUUGUGUGCCAUUAAUAUCCCGCUGCUUUUCAUCAUUAUAUUUGUUUACUCGCGUUAUAACCGAAGAGACCGUAAGAGACAUAAGAAGGCCAACGACUCGACUGAAGACGACGUGAGAGAGAAUAUCGUUCGCUAUACCGAUGAGGGCGGAGAGGAUGACAUCAAAGCCUAUGAUAUGACAUCUCUUAGGAUACAAAUAAAUGAUGUCAAUUGUGUCGACAAAUAUAACAAACACAACAAUUAUGCGAAUCACAUUUCUGUCAAAUUGAUGGCACACAACCAUUUGGCGGAUAUAAUUCGGGAUCAUUUGGAUAAAAACGAGAUAGAUGGUGUCGCCAAUGAUGAAGUGCAUAAAUACAACUGUGAGGGCAGCGGUAAUACUACGGGAUCUUUGAGCUCAAUAUCUAUGGAUAAAUCCCACGAAGAAUUCAAUUUAAUGCAAUUCAAUGCCAAAGAUAACAACAACUCAAUCGGAUCCGUAAAUCGGAUUAAAACUCUCGAAACUGGUCUUCAUUUCUGAUUAAAUCAUUCAAUCAAUUGCUGUAAAAGAGAUUAUUGUUUAUCAAAACCACUGAAAGAUAUCUCAAUAUAGAAGUCAAGCAUAUUAUCCACAAAUUAUUUCCAAUUAACAAAAUAUGACACCAUUUAUAGGCGUUUAUCUCAACACAAAUACUAUAAUAUAAGCCUUUAAUAACCUGUGAUUCAAAGCAUUGAUCUGUGAU